Linepithema humile (Argentine ant) is the source of this 476-nucleotide messenger RNA. RefSeq names its product histone H2A-like. Gene Ontology annotation, biological process: heterochromatin formation. The record is from RefSeq and is a predicted model, not a curated record. Gene Ontology annotation, cellular component: chromatin; nucleosome. Gene Ontology annotation, molecular function: protein heterodimerization activity; DNA binding; structural constituent of chromatin. NCBI's taxonomy places the organism in Eukaryota, Metazoa, Arthropoda, Insecta, Hymenoptera, Formicidae.
AGUCGAAGCAUCGUUCGUUGCGCAUCGCUACAGGAGUUUUUAUUGUAUUGCUACAGUCAUGUCUGGUCGCGGAAAAGGUGGGAAAGCGAAAGGAAAGGCGAAGUCACGUUCCAACCGUGCUGGUCUGCAAUUCCCUGUUGGACGUAUCCACAGACUUCUGCGCAAAGGAAAUUAUGCUGAGCGUGUCGGUGCCGGUGCUCCGGUUUAUCUAGCGGCGGUGAUGGAAUAUCUUGCUGCGGAAGUAUUGGAAUUGGCAGGAAAUGCUGCACGCGAUAACAAGAAAACCAGAAUUAUUCCUAGACAUCUGCAAUUGGCCAUCCGUAAUGACGAAGAAUUGAAUAAGUUACUUUCUGGCGUUACCAUUGCCCAGGGUGGUGUUCUACCAAAUAUUCAAGCGGUUUUGUUGCCAAAAAAAACCGAGAAGAAAGCUUAACUACAGCUCAACAUCAAAUAAACGGCCCUUUUUAGGGCCAUAA